Phytophthora infestans T30-4 is the source of this 1725-nucleotide messenger RNA. RefSeq lists its product as uncharacterized. NCBI's taxonomy places the organism in Eukaryota, Oomycota, Peronosporomycetes, Peronosporales, Peronosporaceae. The coding region runs from base 1 to 1725 and encodes 574 amino acids. The record is from RefSeq and is a predicted model, not a curated record. The transcript has 2 exons. Gene Ontology annotation, biological process: regulation of post-transcriptional gene silencing.
AUGGCUACAAUCAAAGCCUUGUGUGAGGAAGACCCCGAGCUGGGUGUGCAGUUCAUCGCAGCUAUCCAAGCGUUUCUCGAAGACAAAUUACAGUCUGUAGUUGCCAUGGCCAUGGACGCCAUCACGGCGCUGUGUGGAGCUGACUGCUUGGACUUUUACGUGGCGUUCAAGAUCAUCUCACAGAAGAUGCGCAAGAACAAGGUGACGUGUGCGGACGAGACUCUCUUCCAGGCGCGUCUAUGCUGCUUUUACGCUCUUGGUGGCGCUGAGAGUAGAGCGAAUGAAAAACACGCAGUGAAGCUGCUACACCAGACGUGGGAGUUUGCUGACAGUGAGCAUUUAACUGUGAGGAAGGCUGCGUAUGCGGCCAUGUGCACGUUCCCGCUGGAUCUGUUGGGUCUUUGCAUGUCGGAUAUGGAACAGGAGAGUGAAGACGAAGAGCAAGCGACGGAGGAGGAAGUCGAGGAGCAAGUGGAAAAUCUACUGCAGCGUCUUGAGGGUGAACAGGAAGCAGCUGUUCGCACUGAACUUGAGACGUUGGUAGCGAGAGUUAUCGAGUAUGAGAGUGCCAAACUCACGGCUGGCGUUGGACGAGGACAGCGCGUGGCGUCUGCGGCUCAAGCGAGUGUCUCAGCUGCAGCAACGAAGGAGAUGAAGGCGCUUCUUCCUUCACGAGCAGAGGUGCAGUCCUCGAUGUCUGAAAUAGUAGACUGGAGUGGCUUUCUGCUGGCGUAUCAACCCAAGGCGGUGAUCGACACAAGGAACGUUAAGCGGAAAGACAAACUGGUGCGUCUGGCGACUCAAAACGUGGACGAAUUGAUGGAAACAGUCGCGUCUGCGCUUCAGGCUAUGGAGCUACCGUGGACACUGACAGACACAGCGACAGAUUGCGAGCUGUUCUUACGUACACAAGUCUUGAUGGAGGGAUGGCGCGGGUUUAUGGCGACGUACGUGACGUCAUUGGACGAAUUAGCGCAGCUGAAGACUCCCGUGGGUGUUGAUGAUGCCGACGUUGGCUUCCGUGUCUUCUCGGAGGGUGCUGGAGGUCUGUUUGACGCGUUGUUACAUGGCAAUAACAAGAUUGGAGGCGCGGUGGCUGCUGGAGCACUGGCCGGACAGCUGUGGGAGUCGAGACAUUGGCAAAACCCGCAACUUCGUCUGAAAUACGAGGAAAUUGUUGAAGAAUUGACACGUUUAUUAGCUUUGUCGAUGGAGAAGAGUCGAGUGUUCUCGACUGACGACGGUGACGCUCGUAGCUCGUCUAUUGGAGCUUUGAUCGCGCUUCAGCUUGCGCUUGGUAGACGACAAGUGGAUGCUACUGAAGACUGCAGCACGUUCUGCACUCAACUAGAGAAGAUCGACAAGAUGUUUGUGGACAUUUACACGAGCGCAUCGGACGGUAUGGUAGAGGCCUGUGCGUUGCUAGGAUUGAGUCACGUGGCUGCUCUUUAUUCGAACGGAGAGGAGCUGGAGACAUUGGCAGAGGCUCAAUGGAGACAACGACGCGUUAAACCGAUCGCAGAGCGCAUUCUCGAGUCGUUUCUGUACACGAAGCAGCAACGUUCGUCUUCGUCGUGUCAUGGAGACGUGGUAUUCCCUCUGGACAAUAGCGGAGUGAGUGCUUCUAUUGACAAAGUGGCAGCUGAAUUACAACGAAUUUCAUCUAGUGACAUGCUGUUGUCAUGGGCGGCGUCGAUGGGGCUAGCGCGACUAGCUAAGUCCUAA